UUUAUGGACUGAGCACACUGAGCUUUGACUUCAGAUGUAACCAGACAUCAACAGCUUCACAGCUUUACUGGACACUUGUCACCUCAGAUUUACUGCAGUAAAAACAUCUCAUUGCUUUCCAGUGACAGCUUUAUUUUCCUUCAGCAUGGGUGGUGGAAAGUCAAAACCAGAGCCCCCACCUGCUCCUUUUGAUAAACCAUGGAGAAACGUACCAUGGGGGAAAAGAGAAGAAAACCUUGAUUAUGUGAAAAAGUUCAAGCCUCGUUCAGGAGCUCAACAUCUCAGAAUUCUGCAGCAUGGACCACCAGGCGCGGGAAAGUCCAGCUUCCUCAACUCUGUUGACAGCACUCUACGAGGGAGAAUUGCAACUCGAGCUUUGGCAGCAACUCACUAUGAUGGCAGCUUUACCAAACAGCAUAAAAGUUAUAAAAUCGAGAAAGAAGAUCCUGGAACCUUUUAUCCCUUCAUCUUCAAUGACACCAUGGGCAUUGAGAAGAGCGACAAGGAAGGGGUAAAUAUCGAAGACAUCAAACUGAUCUUAAAAGGAAAGAUCAUAGAAGGAUACAAGUUCAACCCUGGCUGUCCCCUGUCUGAGACUGACCCCUUCUACAACGGUACACCAACUAAGAAUGAUAAAGUUAGUGUUCUAGUUUGUGUUGUUCCUGCCAACACACAAGCACUAAUGGAUGAUAAAGUCGUUCAGAAGAUACGGGACGUCAGAGAAGCAGCCAGUGAGUUAGGAAUCCCACAAAUUGCUGUUCUCACCAAAAUCGAUGAAGCCUGCCCUGAAGUCAACAAAGACCUGAAGAAUGUCUACAAGAGCAAGUACAUCAAAAAGCAGAUGGAAGCAGUGAAUGUUGUGCUGGGAAUUCCAAUGAACUGCAUCUUCCCAGUCAAGAACUACAGCUCAGAAAUCGAUACAGAGGAUGAGACGGAUUCACUGAUACUGAGCGCAAUGAGAAAGAUCCUUGACUACGGAGAAGACUUCCUGAAUGACCAGUCUGCCCCAGAUGACGAUGGCACUUAGGACAUCACCAUCAAUCACAACAUGGAACAUGACUGAAAACAGUGAUAAUAAAAACACUAACAUUUAACAGCUGAAAACAGAACUGAAAUGUUAACAAUGUCAGCAGGAUCACAAUUUGCUGAGUUCUCGAUUAAUAAAUCAAAUGAAUUAAAGUUGCUCUCCAGAUAUGAGAUGAAUUAUUCAUCUCUGCACAAGUGAAUUUCACAGUCUGGCGGAAACCGGGCGUCAGCCUGAAGUAGCGCUGGAACAGGCCGUCCCCCAGGCGUAGCUCCUGCAGAAGAUGGUGGAACUCACCGAGCUCAUACUGCCUCCGUAGGGCAGCAUGCAUCCAGAAGCGAUGCCGGCGCCUCGCCCACAGCCGGAGCUGACUUCUCCAUGCCAAAUACAGAGCAGCGAUGGUGGCAGGUGGAGCAUCUCAGUCUCAGUCUAUAUUUGUAAAAGCACUUUUUAUAUUCAUAAAAACAAUGCAAAGUGCUGAACAGUAAAAACAGUCAUAAAAACAAAAAAGAACAAAAACCACACCAUCGAUCAGUACACACACACACACACACACACACACACACACACACAAACAAACAGAUACACUCCCAUUAUGUGCCGUGUUCGACAGUGAAAUGAUUGGCAAGCUUGGAGUGACAUGAUGCCACGGCGAGUGACGAGGGUUUUUUGGAUUUUUGUACCAGUGAUAAAAUUUGAGCAUGAAGCGCAGCAUGAUUUCAUUUGUCGCGCGAAUGCAGUCACGUUCACCGCGUCCGGUGGAAACACGGCCUAAGGAAUGUCAAAUGUAAAGAUUCCUGCUGUUAUUUUGGUCAUAUAAAUAUUUAUUCAAAGAAAAUGUUCAAAUGUGGAAUAAUUAUUGAAUCAGGGUUCCUCCCCCUCCUCAUUAGUUUAUGUUUCCUUUCCUCUUGUGUUAUGUCUCCCUCUCUCCUACUACCAAUCUAUUAUUCGAUUAUCCUGUUACCUGUUACCCAUUAUCUAUCAUGUCGUGCCUGCUCCCUCCCCUCUGUUUAUAUUAACCUCCACAUGUGUUCUUGUAUUUUUCUGUAUGCAGUUCACACUGCAUAGUAAUUAUGUAUUGAGAAAGUCAACCACGGAGAGCCUACAUAAUUUUGCUUAUGGAAAUAAAUAUCACCUC
Salarias fasciatus (jewelled blenny) is the source of this 2162-nucleotide messenger RNA. Its product is annotated as interferon-induced protein 44-like. The record is from RefSeq and is a predicted model, not a curated record. The transcript has 8 exons. The coding region runs from base 146 to 1027 and encodes 293 amino acids. Gene Ontology annotation, biological process: immune response. Lineage: Eukaryota; Metazoa; Chordata; Actinopteri; Blenniiformes; Blenniidae.